This is a messenger RNA of Sebastes umbrosus (honeycomb rockfish), 2463 nucleotides long. Its product is annotated as alpha-N-acetylgalactosaminide alpha-2,6-sialyltransferase 1-like. The record is from RefSeq and is a predicted model, not a curated record. The transcript is spliced from 9 exons. Gene Ontology annotation, molecular function: sialyltransferase activity. Bases 777 to 2096 code for a protein of 439 amino acids. Lineage: Eukaryota; Metazoa; Chordata; Actinopteri; Perciformes; Sebastidae.
AGCGAAAAGCAAAAGCGCCUAUUUGGCAAUAUUUUGUAUUUAAACCCAAUGUUAUAAGGGAACCAUAACAUUAAUGAGGCAAUCACCGUGCGGUCAGCCGUUGUGCGCAGCAGCCCCUCAGCGAAAGCUGGACCGGCGAGGCCAGACACACAGCCAUCCAACGUUAAAGAUCAAACGCUAUACAUAUAUUAAGCAUCAUGUUUUCUUGUAAAAUGUCCGGUGUAAUCGGUAAUUGUCACAAGUUUAUUAACCGGUGGGAAAUUUUCCUAACAGUGACAUCCCUAAUACCCAGCCCUAUGUCCCAUCCACUUGCCACAUGAAGACUAAACCAAAGCAGCUGGAUCUCUUGCAGCAUAGAGCAGGAUUUUCUAGCUACCCAUAUGUAAAUAAAAGGGAUAGAGGACUGUUGUUUCUAUUAGUUUUAUAUUGUAAUAAAAUUUUAAAAAAAUGUUAAUUUAUGAUGUAGCUUUUUAAAAUUAAAUUCAAGUCUGUAACAGGUAAACAAAUCCUGCAUAAUUUACCCUUUGUUGUGUAAUAAACCAGCUCAUUACCUUUGUGAAGGUGUGUGCUAAAUGCAUAAUGACGUAUAAUUGCAUCAGAUAUGUUAUUGUUUCAAUGUUGUUCAUUUCGUUGCUGUGGCCCUGCCCAAUAGAUUUCUGAUAAGGACGUGGUGUCAGACACUUCAGGUGACUGUUCCACCAAAUACCAGCAGAGUUAAGCACACCCUUAUCAGUAUUUAAUUGAACCGCAAAGCCUACAGUACUCAAGUCACCGGGAUGGCGGUCCCAACCAACAGGAUAUUUUCUUUGGUGUUUUUGGUCUCUGUUUGCGUUUUACUUUGUUUUUUUUCAUGGGAACAUUUAUCAAGCAGCCUGAGGACCAGCAGCUGGACCAUCGGCUCAGAAAACAACAGAUACAGAGAUGAAGAAAUGCUUGACUUAUGGGGUGAAAAAGGAAACUUGAGCACAAUAGAAAUAGCCAAUUUCAUAAAAACAAACCUGACAAAGCAAAAAAGUGAUCAAAUGAGACGCACUACACGCAGUGCUGUGCCUGAGACACCCAUGCCCAUGCUCUACAGACAAUCCUUCAAAAAGCUUCCUCUGUGGGAUUUUGAUGAUAUUUAUAACCAGGAUGCUCCACCCAGGGAGACGACAUGUGCCCGAUCUCUGCGAAACUCUAAGGACGAGAGCUUCAAGAAGGCUUUCCUUCCCAACAUACGUUUGUACAUGCACAACCUCAGCAUGAGCGAGUGGAACAGGCUUUCACAUUUUAACAAUCCUUUUGGUUUUAUGCAGAUGAACUAUGAUGAAGUGAUGAUUUCAGCAAAGUUGAUCCCACAGCAAAAAGAGCCAUUACUCGUUCCAAAGCCCGGCGGUGACGGGUGUAUCCGCUGUGCUGUGGUGGGCACCGCGGGGAUCCUCAAUGCCUCUAAAAUGGGGAAAGAAAUCGAUGCUCAUGAUUACGUUUUUCGGAUGAACGGAGCAGUCGUCAAAGGUUUCGAGGAAGACGUUGGAAACAGAACAUCGGUGUACGUUCACACGGCCCACUCCAUCACUUCGUCGCCGUAUCUUUUAAGAAAGUUCGGAUACACUGUCCCUCAUGACGAGGGUAUAAAAUACGUGAUGAUUCCUGAGGGGAUGAGGGAUUUCAACUGGCUCCAGGGUCUUCUCCAAGGAGAACGGAUCGCUGCCGGACCAUAUAAAAACCGGAGGCCAUGGACGUACUACUGCGGGGGGUACAAUGAGUCCCGCUUCUAUGUUCUGGACCAGGAUUUCCUCAGAUACAUUCGAAACAGGUUCUUAAAGUCCGUUUAUCUGAAUUCUACUCACUGGUCGAUAGUCAGACCAACCAAUGGGGCGUUCACUCUCUUCGUGGCUCUGCACACCUGUGACAUUGUGAGUGCAUAUGGAUUCAUGACUGAGGACUACGGAAAGUACUCUAACUACUACUAUGACAAGCACGUUAAAACCCAUGUCGUUUUCUACGCCAACCACGACUACAGGAUGGAGAUGAGACUGUGGAAAAAACUACACGACAGCAAAAUACUUAAGCUAUAUCAAACAGAGUCAAAAACAGAGACAGAAAAGCCGAAGUAACACUGAGACACUGAGGGUGCACCUGCUUCGAAUGAUAUCAGCCAAUUGAAUGGACAUUAUCAACAAUUAUCAGCCUCAUAGAUAUGGAUUAGAAGGGGCCUGCUACACCUACUAGUAGGUUCAGAAGGCUGAUAUCAUCUAUUCACAUGGUUCAUCACCGAUACAAAUACAAGAAAACAAUGCCGUCCUCUAGUGACCUUAGUUAGUAUGAGAGUAGCAAAGGUGGAAGUCAGGUGGCGUAUUAUAAGUAAGGGAUAAUGUUCAGCGAGCCGGUCAUUGUUGUGAAAGACUCCCCGACAGGGCGAUGCUGCACCCCGACACGGAGCCCUGAAGGGGAUUCUUUCACAACAAUGACCCGCUAUUGAGC